Callorhinus ursinus (northern fur seal) is the source of this 4844-nucleotide messenger RNA. Its product is annotated as WASH complex subunit 2-like. Gene Ontology annotation, cellular component: early endosome; WASH complex. The record is from RefSeq and is a predicted model, not a curated record. Gene Ontology annotation, biological process: protein localization to endosome; retrograde transport, endosome to Golgi. Gene Ontology annotation, molecular function: retromer complex binding; phosphatidylinositol phosphate binding. Lineage: Eukaryota; Metazoa; Chordata; Mammalia; Carnivora; Otariidae.
UCGGCAUCCUCUCUUCCCCUCCAGCUUCCACUUUAGCCCAGCUGCAGGCCUUCUAACUCAACUCCCUAGGCCGUGGCCACUUCUUUUUUCUGGCGGCGCCGCACAUCCGGUCACGUGCGAGCCAGGUCACGUGAGAGACGAUCACGUGCCGGGGCCGCGGAGCUCUGGGUUCGGGGCUCCGCUUCCGCAGACCUGCGGGCCUCGGCGGGUGCGGUCGUGGCUGCCCCGGAGCCCGCCGAACUGCACGGCCGGGAUGAUGAACCGGACGACCCCGGACCAGGAGCGGGCGCCGGCGUCCGAGCCCGUGUGGGAGCGACCCUGGUCGGUGGAGGAGAUCCGCAGGAGCAGCCAGAGCUGGUCGCUGGCGGCUGAUGCGGGCCUGCUACAGUUUCUACAGGAAUUCUCACAGCAGACUAUCUCUAGGACCCAUGAAAUCAAGAAACAAGUGGAUGGACUAAUCCGGGAAACUAAAGCCACAGAUUGUCGCCUUCAUAAUGUCUUCAAUGACUUCCUUAUGCUGUCUAAUACCCAGUUCAUUGAGAACCGUGUAUAUGAUGAAGAGGUGGAGGAGCCGGUGCUCAAGGCUGAGACAGAAAAAGCAGAACAGGAGAAGACCCGGGAACAGAAAGAAGUAGAUCUGAUUCCUAAAGUCCAGGAGGCUGUGAACUAUGGUUUACAAGUAUUGGACAGUGCAUUUGAGCAGCUGGAUAUAAAAGCAGGAAACUCAGACUCUGAAGAAGAAGAUGCUAAUGAACGGGUGGAACUGAUUCUUGAACCGAAGGAUCUAUACAUUGAUCGUCCUUUACCUUAUUUAAUUGGGUCAAAGCUCUUCAUGGAGCAGGAAGAUGUAGGUCUCGGAGAGCUGUCUAGUGAAGAGGGGUCAGUGGGCAGUGAUCGUGGCAGUAUUGCAGACAGUGAAGAGAACGAGGAAGAGGAGUCAGAUGAAGAUUUUGCUAAUCAUAGUGACAAUGAUCAAAAUCGGCACACUGCACAAAUGAGUGAUGAAGAAGAGGAUGAUGAUGGCUGUGACAUUUUCGCAGACUCUGAGAAGGAGGAGGAAGAUAUUGAGGACAUUGAAGAAAAUGCUAGACCUAAAAAAAGUAGGCCUACAUCAUUUGCCGAUGAGCUGGCAGCUCGAAUCAGAGGGGAGGCUACAAGCCAGGUGGAAGAGGGGCGAACAGGAGAAGCAAAACCUCAGAAGACAUUGAAGGAGAAGAAGGAAAGGAAAACUCCCUCAGAUGAUGAAGAGGACAAUUUAUUCGGACCCCCCAAGCUGACCGAUGAAGAUUUCUCCCCAUUUGGCUCUCGAGGUGGCCUGUUCAGUGGGGGGAAGGGACUUUUCGAUGAUGAGGAUGAGGAGAGUGACCUCUUCACAGAAGCCCCUCAGGAUCGGGAAGCUCGAACCUCUAUUAAUGCAGUAUCUUCAUCCUCCAAACCUGGAAAGAAAAUCCCAGCGGGAGCUGUUUCUGUAUUUUUAGGGGACACUGAUGUGUUUGGUGCCACCUCUGUCCCAUCACUGAAGGAGCCCCAGAAGCCCAAGGAGCCACAGAAGCCUGAACAGCCCACUCCAGGGAAAAGCCCGUACCCUCCAGCACCUGCUGGCCUCUUUGAUGAUGAGGAUGACGAUGACUUUUUUACGGCAUCCUGCAGCAAACCUUCCAAAACAGACAAAGUCAAAUCCACUGCCAAUAUCUUUGAUGAUGAGGAAGGAGAUCUGUUCCAAGAAAAAGCAGCUGGUUUGCCAGAAGCCACUGUGAAUCAGACGGAUGAAAAUAAAGCAAGGGCAGAGAAAAAGAUUACCCUUCCUUCCAGCAAAAAUCCCAAACUCUUGCAAGAAACAAAAGCUCAGAAAGGUUUAUUUUCAGAUGAAGAGGACUCUGAGGAUUUGUUUUCCUCUCAAAAUGUGAAUAAGUCAAAAGAUGCAUCUCUCCUGCCUAGCAAACUCCCCACAUCGGUCUCACUUUUUGAUGACGAAGAUGAAGAGGAUAAUCUUUUUGGUGCAACAGCUGCUAAGAAGCAGUCAUUAUCUCUUCUAACUCAGAGCCAAGAAAAAGCAAAACCAUCUGAGCCCUCCAGAAAGAAAGCAUCUACCUUGUUCAGCAGUGAUGAGGAGGACCAGUGGAAUAUUACUGAUUCACAGACGAACUCAGCAUCUGAAAAUAGGUCUAAACUUAGGGACUCUGGCGCCACUCAGGAGCAGGAGGCCAAGGCUGUGCAAAAGACCAGUCUCUUUGAGGAGGAUGAUGAAGAUGAUCUGUUUGCUGUUGCUAAAGACAGCCAAAAGAAGACCCAGAGAGUGUCACUCCUCUUUGAAGACGAUGCUGAUAGUGGAAGCUCUCUCUUUGGCUCUCCUCCUGCAUCUAUUCCUCCUACAACAACGAAAAAAGAGCCUGUCCCCGAGGUACCACCUUUGCUGUUCAGCGAUGAAGAAGAGAAGGAGGCACCAUUUGGAGUGAAACCUGUGGAUAAGAACGUUGAGGGCGCCAAAGCACCGUCAGAACUGGGGAGCACUCGUGUGGUUGAGGAGUCAGAAAAGGGAGGACCUUUGACUGUAUCUACUCAGGAAGCAGUCAAGCAUUCUGAUUUAUUUUCUUCAUCAGCCCCUGUGGACAGAGGAACCAAAAGUAGAACCAAAACUGUUCUUAGUUUGUUUGAUGAGGAAGAGGAUAAAACGGAAGAUCAAAACAGCAUCCAAGCUCCAAAGAAAGAAGUAGAAAAGAGCCCUGAUCCUGAUGCCCGCCCAAAGAGCACAGGUGUCUUUCAGGAUGAAGAGCUCCUCUUUAGUCACAAGCUCCAGAAGGACAAUGACCCGGAUGUUGACCUUUUCUCUGGCACCAAGAAAACCAGGUUAUUAGAGCCAAGUGUUGGGAGCCUGUUUGGGGAUGAUGAAGAUGAUGAUCUUUUCAGCCCUGCCAAGUCACAGCCUUUGAUAUCAGAAAAGAAGAGAGUAAUGAAAAAAGACCACUCUGUAUCCUCUUUCAAGAACCAGAAACAUCCUGAAUCCACUCAGGGUAUCAAAGGAAAAAGCACAUUGAAACCGGAAACACCUCAGGACUCACCAGGUCCCGCUCCAUUUAAAACCAAAGAGCCAUCCCCUCGGAUCUGGAAAAUACAAGCCAAUCUAGCGAUUAAUCCAGCAGCCUUGCUGCCUGCAGCGGCUCCCCAGAUCUCUGGAAUAAAGCCUGUUUUGCCAGAAUUGGCUUUUCCUUCAUCUGAACCUGAGAGGAUCCACAGUCUGGAAAGUAUGCCCACUCUUCUCAGUAGUGGGGAGGCCGGCGUGAGUUUCGAUCUUCCAGCUCAGGCAGACACGUUACACAGUGCAAACAAGAGCCGGGUCAAAGUGAGAGGGAAGCGGAGACCGCAGACCCGUGCGGCUCGGAGGUUGGCUGCCCAGGAGUCCAGUGAGGCUGAUGAUGUGAGUGUCUCUAGAAGAUCCAUUGCACACUUGGCAGAUGGAGACAUUUCACCAGGUGAUGAUCCUCAGCCACAGCCCAGGGCAGCUGGUGGACGAGACAGCUCUGAGGAGGUGGUGGUAGCUACCAUUCCAACUUGGGCAGGCGGUCCUGUGUCUGACGUGGACAGAAGCUCCUUUGUGAAAUCUCUGGGUCAGCCUCUUGAGGAUGACCUUUUUGAUUCUGGAGAUAUCUUCUCCAAGGGCACUGGAUCUCAGUCCACGGGGAGAAGAAAAGCCAAGCCAAAGGCAGCAGAGAGCCUGGCCAACCCGCCAGGGGGAAGUAAAGAAAAGAGCCCCAUGUUUCCUGUACUAGGGGAGGCAGGCAGUGAUGAUGAUCUGUUCCAAUCUGUUAAACGAAAACCAGCAAAGAAAACGAAUCCUUUUCCCCUCUUGGAAGAUGAGGAUGAUCUCUUUACAGAUCAGAAAGGCAAGAAGAAUGAGUCAAAAUCCAACAGUCAGCAGGAUGUCAUCUCAAAAGCACAAGAUAUUUUUGAGGAUGAUAUAUUUGCUACAGAAGCAGUCAAACCCUCACAAAAAACGAGAGACAAGGAAAGAACAUUUGAAUCCAACUUGUUUGAUGAUAACAUUGAUAUCUUUGCUGACCUAACUGUAAAACCAAAAGAAAAGUCCAAAAAGAAAGUGGAAGCUAAAUCUAUAUUUGAUGAUGAUAUGGAUGAUAUCUUCUCCUGUGGUAUCCAGGCUAAGACAACCAAACCAAAAAGUCGGUCUUCACAGGCAGCACCUGAACCAAGAUCUGAACAGAAGGUGUCCAACAUAUUUGAUGAUCCCUUGAAUGCCUUUGGAGGCCAGUAGAGCAUACAGGGUAUCAUAUCUCACCCUUCAGCUACAUCCUUGAGUUAAUGAUGCUCUCUUAUGUACUCAUUGUCUUAACUGAAUUAGGAAAAGCAAAUACUGGAACAGCUAGCUCACCUCUUUCCCACCCAACAUACUUAGUAUUUUUCUGCCCUGGUUUUAAUCAUGCUUAAUACUGCAAAACAAAAAUAAAUAUUUCACAGUGUUGUUUUUUUUUUUUUUUAAACUAUAUUUUUAUUUAAUUAGCCUUGAUGGGGCCACAGUAUGAUUUGGGGCAUGUUGGAGAAGAAACCUGUAUGUGCCUUUCAUGGAUGGGCAGGGAAUUCCAGAGGAAGCAAUGCCAGACAGAUGACCAGGAGUAUUCCUUUCAUGGAUAGAAGCCCUAGUUUAGACCCUAGGCAGGUGAUAGAGGAAGAGGAUGUGAGAUUAUAUACUUCAGGACUCUUUGCAGUGGGAGGUUUCCUCUGAUUCCACUGAAUUCUGAAAAUGCCUCUAUAGGUUCAUUAAGGCAAGGUUUGGCAAACUGUGGCCCUCCGUCGUCUGUUUUUGUAAAUAAAGUUUUAUUGGAAUACCCAUU